UACCAACAACAAACACUUCUUUCCGUCAAAAAACAACAAACACUUCUUUUCGUCUUCUUCUUCUUCGAAUUGAGUUAGGGUUUAUCUUUAUCCCAAUCCAAAACCCUACUUUCCCAAUCUCGAUUUCCCUGCAUAAAUCGUACUUGCUACAACCAUGACUAAGGUCUACGGCACAGGUACAUUCGAUUUCCGGCGUCACAGAGUGGCGGAGUAUCCACUGGCAGAACCUGGUACAAUCACGGUUUCUGAGAUUCAACGUGAUCGGUUAACGAAGAUUGCUGAAUCGAACUGGUCGAAAGAUAGUGAGAAGAAGAAAGAGUUCGAUCCUGAACUUGUUCUGAAGAUUUAUAAAACGGAGUUGUUGGUGAAAGAGGGACAAGGUAAUAAACCUGUUCCUCUUCAGAGAGUUAUGGUUUUGGAAGUUUCUCAGUAUUUAGAGAAUUAUCUUUGGCCGCAUUUUGAUGCUGUUAGUGCUACUUUUGAACAUGUUAUGUCAAUCAUCAUCAUGGUCAAUGAAAAGGUUUGUUUAUUUGUUAUUAUUUUUGUAAAUUUAAUUGGUGGGUUGAUAAUUUUAUGGAUUACAUGUUUGUUUUUUGGAUUGCAGUUCAGAGAGAAUGUUGCUGCUUGGGUUUGCUUCCAUGAUAGGAAAGAUGUUUUCAAAGAAUUUCUUGAGAGGGUUAUUCGCUUAAAGGAGGGAAGAGAACUGAAUAUUGCAGAGAAGACAAAUUACCUUGUUUUCAUGAUAAAUGCCUUUCAGAGUUUAGAAGAUGAGGUUGUUAGCAUGACAGUGUUGAGACUAGCAAGUUUGAAGUCCUGGUACAGUUUAUCUUAUGGUCGUUUUCAGAUGGAGCUUUGUCUUAAUCCAGGUUUGGUCAAGAAAUGGAAAAGGAUGUUAAAGAAGGAACCUGUGAAAGGAGGACAACUAUUAGAUCCUUCAACUACAGUUGAAGUGAAGUUUUUGAGAAAUCUCAUAGAGGAGUUUCUGGAGAUACUGGAUUCACAGGUAUUUUCCCAGAGACAGUUGUCUGGUGAGGAUGAUGAAGUAAUUGAUGAAUCUGGUUUGUGGCUAAUUAACGAUGCUUGUGUCCUCUAUUGCGAGAGGUUUAUGGAAUUUCUUAUUGACCUUCUGAGUCAAUUGCCAACAAGAAGGUAUUUGAGGCCUCUAGUGGCUGAUGUAGCUGUAGUUGCGAAAUGCCAUCUGAGUGCACUCUAUAGGCAUGAAAAGGGGAAACUUUUUGCCCAGUUGGUUGAUUUAUUACAAUUCUAUGAAGGGUUUGAGAUUAAUGAUCAUACUGGCAUACAGUUGACAGAUCAUGAGGUUCUUGAAUCCCAUUACAGCCGACUGCAGUCAUUCCAGUUACUUGCAUUUAAAAAGAUAGAUAAGCUUCGGGAACUUGCUUUGACCAACAUCGGUUCAAUUCAAACACGUGCAAACCUGUCCAAUAAAUUGUCUGUUCUUUCUCCUGAGGAGUUAAGGGAUUUGAUUUGCUGUAAGCUCAAACUGGUCUCUAAGGAAGAUCCCUGGUCAGAGAGGGUAGAUUUUCUUAUUGAAAUAAUGGUGUCCUAUUUUGAGAAGCAACAAUCUCAAAAAGAAGCCAUCAAUGCUCUUCCUCUUUAUCCAAACGAGCAGAUUAUGUGGGAUGAAAGUGUUGUACCUAGCAUUAAUUACUCUGGAGAAGGUUGUUUAGCGUUACCAAAGCUAAACUUACAGUUUUUAACAUUACAUGACUAUCUUCUCCGAAAUUUUAAUCUCUUUCGACUUGAAUCCACAUAUGAAAUACGUGAGGACAUUCAGGAAGCUAUCCCCCAUCUUCUUGCAUAUAUUAAUAUUGAUGGAGAAACUGCUUUUCGCGGUUGGUCAAGAAUGGGUGUACCAAUCAAACAAUUCAGGAUCGCUGAAGUGAAACAACCUAACAUAGGAGAAGUCAAACCAGCAUCCGUGACUGCAGAAGUUACCUAUAGCAUUUCCAGCUAUAGAUCACACAUUAGAUCUGAAUGGGAUGCACUAAAAGAACAUGAUGUAUUGUUUUUACUAACUAUUCGCCCAUCAUUUGAGCCUCUUAGUACUGAAGAAGAAAACAAAGCUAGUGUGCCACAGAAGCUUGGCCUACAGUAUGUACGGGGGUGUGAAGUUAUUGAGAUUCGUGAUGAAGAACGAACCCUUAUGAAUGAUUUUUCGGGUAAGAUUAAACGAGAGGACUGGAAGCCACCAAAGGGGGAACUUAGAACAGUAACUGUAGCUUUGGAUACAGCGCAAUACCACAUGGAUGUCAAUAACAUUGCUGAGAAAGGUGGAGAAGAUGUUUAUGGUACAUUUAAUGUGUUAAUGAGGAGAAAGCCAAAAGAAAACAAUUUUAAAGCAAUCUUAGAAUCAAUAAGGGACUUGAUGAAUGAAUACUGUAUUGUUCCUAAAUGGUUGGAGAAUAUUUUUCUUGGUUAUGGGGAUCCUUCAGCAGCUCAGUGGACUAAUAUGCCUGAUCUAUUAGAAACUGUAGAUUUCAAAGAUACUUUUCUAGAUGCUGAUCACUUGAAAGGAAGUUUUGCGGAUUAUGAGGUUACAUUCGUAAAUUCUGAUGGCACAGAGAACUUGAAUCCAAGCCCUCCUUUUAAAAUCAAGCUUCCCCGGACGCUCAAAGGAAGCAAUGGUUCCCUUCCUGGGAGUGCAGUGUCUACUUCUGGUGCAGCAAACGAUGUCAAUAUGGUUGAUGCUAAUCAUCAGAAAGAAACGCUGAUAAUUGAGACAUAUACUCCUCCUGACCCUGGUCCAUAUCCUCAAGAUCAGCCAAAACAAAAUUCAGUUAGAUUUACACCCACACAGGUCGAAGCAAUUAUAUCAGGCAUUCAGCCUGGUCUAACUAUGGUUGUGGGGCCUCCUGGUACAGGAAAGACUGAUACUGCUGUGCAAAUUCUAAAUGUUCUUUAUCAUAACUGUCCUUCUCAGAGAACCUUAAUAAUUACUCAUUCAAAUCAAGCUUUGAAUGACCUGUUUGAGAAGAUAAUGCAGAGAGACGUACCUGCCCGCUAUCUACUCCGACUUGGUCAAGGAGAACAGGAGCUUGCUACUGAUCUUGAUUUUAGUCGGCAAGGUCGCGUUAAUGCAAUGCUUGUUAGACGGUUAGAACUGCUGAAUGAAGUUGAGAGGCUAGCUAGAUCUCUUCAAUUGCCAGAGGACGUGGGUUAUACUUGUGAAACUGCAGGAUACUUCUGGUUGCUUCAUGUUUAUUCACGCUGGGAGCAAUUUCUUGCUGCUUGUGCUGAGAAUAAAGAAAAGGCAACAUUUGUUCGAGAUCGUUUUCCCUUCAAAGAGUUCUUCUCUGACACACCACAUCCUGUAUUUACAGGCAAGUCUUUUGAGAAAGACAUGCGGGCUGCUUUGGGGUGCUUUCGUCAUUUGAAGACUAUGUUUCAAGAACUUGAAGAGUGCCGAGCUUUUGAAUUACUUAAGUCAACAGCAGAUAGAGCUAACUACUUAAUGACCAAGCAGGCUAAGAUCGUGGCAAUGACUUGUACCCAUGCAGCUCUAAAGAGGAAAGAUUUCCUUCAGCUAGGUUUUAAGUAUGACAACUUGUUGAUGGAAGAAAGUGCCCAAAUUUUAGAAAUCGAGACUUUCAUUCCAAUGUUACUCCAGAGGCAGGAGGAUGGUCACGCACGGCUUAAACGCUGCAUUCUAAUUGGUGAUCAUCACCAAUUGCCUCCUGUUGUGAAGAAUAUGGCUUUCCAAAAGUACAGCCACAUGGAUCAGAGUUUAUUUACCAGGUUUGUCCGUCUGGGCAUUCCUUACAUUGAGCUAAAUGCUCAAGGAAGAGCCCGGCCAAGCAUAGCCAAACUUUACAACUGGAGAUACAGAGACUUGGGAGACCUUCCUUAUCUAAAGGAGGCAGCUAUAUUCAAUAGGGCAAAUGCUGGAUUUGCUUAUGAUUAUCAGUUAGUGGAUGUUCCAGAUCACAAUGGUAAGGGGGAGACAACUCCAUCUCCAUGGUUUUACCAAAAUGAGGGAGAAGCGGAAUAUAUUGUCAGCGUUUAUAUAUACAUGCGUCUAUUAGGGUAUCCUGCCAGUAAGAUAUCAAUUUUGACCACUUACAAUGGCCAGAAACUUCUCAUCCGCGAUGUUAUAAACAGGAGAUGUGUUCCAUAUAACUUCAUUGGCCCACCAAGCAAGGUUGCUACAGUAGAUAAGUUUCAAGGUCAGCAAAAUGAUUUUAUAUUGCUGUCUCUUGUGCGUACUCGAUUUGUUGGUCACCUACGUGAUGUAAGAAGGUUGGUGGUUGCCAUGUCACGUGCUCGGCUUGGUUUAUAUGUCUUUUGCCGCCGUUCCCUUUUUGAGCAAUGCUAUGAGCUGCAACCUACAUUUCAGCUUCUUCUCAAAAGACCUGACCAUCUUGCCCUUAAUAUGAAUGAGAUUACAUCAUAUACCGAACGGAAUGCUGAAGAUCCUGGUCCUAGGCAUCAUGUACAUCUUGUCGGUGGCAUUGAGGAGAUGAGUAGUAUCAUAGAUAGGCUAUAUCAGGAAAAAAUGAGAUAUCAAUUGGAGCAAAAUGGGUCUUAUUUUAGUCACCCAGAUGCAUCAGUUGAGGUGCAAAACGGGCAGCAGCAGACUGAGGACAUUGAUAUACUCGAACAAAAAGAUGAUAUGCCGCAUGAAAGCGAUGAAGCUGCAACUGUUGAUAAAAAGUGAGGUUGUCUUGUAUGUCAAUUGUAGUCAGUCUGUGGAUAGUUUAGUGGUCACAGCUAAAAGGAAACAGUGUUUUCCCUUCAAAUUUUGACGCACUAAUGAAUUUUUACUGUAGAUUAUAUAUUCCUGAUUAAGAAUUCAAUGUUUUGUA
This is a messenger RNA of Trifolium pratense (red clover), 4823 nucleotides long. RefSeq names its product RNA helicase aquarius. Gene Ontology annotation, biological process: mRNA splicing, via spliceosome. NCBI's taxonomy places the organism in Eukaryota, Viridiplantae, Streptophyta, Magnoliopsida, Fabales, Fabaceae. Gene Ontology annotation, molecular function: mRNA binding; helicase activity. Gene Ontology annotation, cellular component: catalytic step 2 spliceosome. Bases 155 to 4675 code for a protein of 1506 amino acids. The transcript is spliced from 13 exons. The record is from RefSeq and is a predicted model, not a curated record.